AUGAGCAAGUACCUGAAGAUGUACGCGCAGUGGUAUGCGGAAGAAGAAGAGAACAAAUUUGUAGGAUUGGAUCUCGAGUACACUCGGGAGGACCCCAACCACGAAGUAGACAACUACCUCGCCGUCGCUCAGCUGUGCAUGAGGAACCACGUCCUCGUCUACCACUUUUCCUGGACCAACGGGGAAUGUCCGGCGCUGCGCUCAUUCCUUCAAAAUCAAGAAAUUGUGUUCUGCAGCGUUGACAAGAGACAAGAUUUUAUAAAGUUAUAUUACGAGAAGAUUAUGAUUCCUAGUCGGAACUGGAUCGAUAUCCAGGAAAUUGUCAACGUCAAAGGUCUCAACGAGAGAGGAAAAUUAUUGAGGGAUGGAAUGGCUAGUCUUGCAACUAGCAUCUUGGACGAGUCGUACAGCGAGAUGAAGAGCAAAUUCCCUCGAGACAGGCACAAUUACUGGGAAGAGCAGCCGUUGUCUGAUCUAAACCUGGAGUAUGCAGCUAAAGAUGCUUACGUGAGCUACCAGCUCUACGUUAAGAUAUGGUUCUUCCUGCGUUACCUUGUGUUUUGCCCCGGUUGCAAGAAGGAAGACAAGCUGAGGGGACGUCUGUGUCGCAAAUGCAAUGCAGCGAGAGAUCGAAGCUGA
Lolium perenne is the source of this 639-nucleotide messenger RNA. Lineage: Eukaryota; Viridiplantae; Streptophyta; Magnoliopsida; Poales; Poaceae. The record is from RefSeq and is a predicted model, not a curated record.